Oncorhynchus mykiss (rainbow trout) is the source of this 2406-nucleotide messenger RNA. Its product is annotated as N-acetylglucosamine-1-phosphodiester alpha-N-acetylglucosaminidase. Lineage: Eukaryota; Metazoa; Chordata; Actinopteri; Salmoniformes; Salmonidae. The record is from RefSeq and is a predicted model, not a curated record. Gene Ontology annotation, biological process: secretion of lysosomal enzymes.
GCUAUGAUUAUGGGAGCUUAAAAGUAGAGUGAGCCAGUUACACACUUUCAAUGUCGAUGCUGUCAUAUGGCAACAAUUUCAAUUAAUUGUCACUUUGCAUUGGUCCUGAUAUGGCAUGGUAUUUGGAUUUCGGAGUGCAACAAUAUCGGUCCCUCAUUGGAUGAUGACCCAUCUCCUUACUCCUACGGCCAUAACCAUGGACCCUCACACUCCCACCGUCAUGUCCGAGACUGCCAGCCCGUUGUCCAUGGCAACGUCGCCCACCAGACCUGGCCCGCCAGCAACCACACUGGGGUGCCCGCGGCUGAGUCCAAAGUCUUCAUCUCUGACGUCCCUGGCACAACCCGAUGGGUCACAGGUGACAUUGCAGUGGUCCACGACCCACUGAGGACAGUGUCUGUGCUGGAGCCGAGGGGGUGCGGGGUGAACCAGCGGGAGGCGGUGGAGGAAACGGCUAACGUCGCCAGGUGUCUCUAUGCCCAGAAUGGAGGGUUCUUUGGUACUAGCACUGGGGAGUGUUUGGGGAAUGUAGUCAGUGACGGGGUGCAAGUGAGGGACAGCCGAGGGGAGCAGAAUGCCCAGUUUGGCAUCAGGAGGGACGGUACACUGUUUUUUGGGAAAGAGCUGCCGGUCUUGUAAAAUUUCCUUCUCAAUCUCUCUCUACUCAAUUUGAGCUCCAUUUGUGGUUUUAAUAUCUAACAUAAUUUUUUCUAGACAAAUGCUGUCAAGGCUUGUAGUUGAGUUUGUGGAACACUGAUCCUGUUAUCAUAAAAUAUGAAGUUCUUAUGUUUAUAACCCUAUCGCGUAAUAUGACGUCUACUUUGGAACAUAACCAAUUAGAUUAGAACGGGACUCCCUGUUCCCUGGAGAAGUGUUGUGUUGACCUGUCAGUCAUUCUGUGUAGAGUAAUGGCUCUAACUUGGAAUGUUCCUGUUACCCAGAUAAGGGUGUUUACGUUCAUGCACGUUUGAUGGGAAAAAUAAGAGCAGUGAAAAAGCAGUGGUCCUUGAACCAAUAAAACCAGCCACCUGGAACAGACGGCUGCUUGGUUGUUGUGGCGUGGCUGAAGUAAUAUUGUAUGGGCAGACUCACCAAAGCAUUCAAUGUGUCCAAUGUGCCCCCCCCCCCCCCCCGCCUGAGGGCUGUCAACACUAAGAUAUUUAACUGUCACAAACUGAAGUAUAAACAUUUCUUGUGGAAGCCAACAAAGCUAGCCAGGUGAAAAAAUAAAUAUUUUACCUUUAUUUAACUAGGCAAGUCAGUUAAGAACAAAUUCUUACUUUCAAUGACAGCCCACUGUUCCUAGGCUAACUGCCUGUUCAGGGGCAGAACAACAGAUUUGGUCCUUGUCAGUAACCUUUUGGUUACUAGUCCAACGCUCUAACCACUAGGCUACCCUGAUGUGUACAGAGAUUUAGGAUGCACUUGAGCUUUUGGCUGCCUUUUAGAAAUAUUUUAUCUCACUAGAUUGCUGAAUGUACCCUUUUUAACAUGAGUAUCGAAGUAUGUGCUCUCAUGACCACAUUGUUCCACAGUUGGUUAUUCCUUUCUUGAGAUGGCACUGGAUGAUGUUAUUUACUUUUUCCUCAUUUUUGUCCCUGAUUUUCCCUCUUUACAUCCCUGUUUCUCUACUUUUUUCCCUCAAGUUAUCUCUCUGAUGAGGCCAACCCCAUUGUGCAGUUGGUCAGUGGGGUGGUGUGGCUGCUCCGAGACAGCCAGGUCUACAUUAACCAGAGCAUAGAUGCUGAGUGAGCAAGGAGACAGGUCGCUACUGAAGGAUACUGAGGAUGUCUUCAACUUAGCCAUACUUACUUAAAAUGCUAGAGGUAUGUAGUUAGUUAGUAUUGACAUCUUUUAAUAUUACUUUAGGUAAAGUCUCCCAUUAAGUGGAGGUCUAGCAUCGGCUUCCUCAACCAUUAGAUUAGGAAGUAAAAAGCAGGACUGGCCUUACGUUAGCACUUAGCGGUAACUUUGUCCUAGACUUGAUGUAGAAAUCUGUUUUUGGCUUCACAUCACUCAUAUAACAUGGCCAUUUAAAACAGAGUUGUCAUAAUACACAAUAAAAAAUACAUUUAGAAAUAUGAAGAGAAAUUUCCUGUGGCACAAUUCACUAACGCGUAUGGUGAAACACUGUUUGCCCAUUCUGGCUAAGUUAAAACAACAAUGAUGUAUUCUAUCAAAUUCAGCCAGUAUGCUUCAAUUACAUUUUCAUGCAUUUGAUUCCGCAGGGACUUUCCGCCAUUUUGUGGACAUGAUGUCGGCCAGGACAGCGGUUGGUCACGAUGAGGAGGGGAAACGGAUCCUGUCUUUUAUUUAACUAGGCAAGUCAGUUAAGAACAAAUUCUUAUUUUCAAUGACGGCCUACGAACAGUGGGUUAACUGCCUGUUCAGGGGCAGAACGACAGA